Molecule: messenger RNA, 1672 nt
Organism: Dryobates pubescens (Downy woodpecker)
Lineage: Eukaryota; Metazoa; Chordata; Aves; Piciformes; Picidae
Gene: WIPF3
Product: WAS/WASL interacting protein family member 3
Exons: 7
Coding region: 1-1347 (448 amino acids)
Molecular function (GO): actin binding
Source: RefSeq, a predicted model, not a curated record
AUGGUGUUUCCGUUUUUCACAGCAAGUUCAGAGAUCCCCAAACUGCGGCAGGAAGAGCAGAAGGCGCGGAAUGCACUCUUAGCUGAUAUCCAGCAGGGGACUCGCUUGAGGAAAGUGACUCAAAUCAGUGACCGCAGCGCACCUCAGAUUGAAAAACCCAAAGGAGCUACCAGAGAUGGAGUUAACCCAGCCAUUAACAAGGGUGGCUCUCAGCCGCCUCUGGGAGGUUUAUUUGCUGGUGGCUUUCCUGUUCUCAGACCAGCAGGCCAGAGAGAGAUGCCAGGCGGUAAACCAGGGCAGCUACCUGGAGCCCGGGCAGCGGCUCCCAAGCCCUCCGCCCCACCGAACGGCAGCGCCGCACGGGCGAGCGGCAACGCCUCGCUCCCAGCCGAGGGCCCGAGGGUGGCUGUCGCACCGGAGCCUCCCAGCACCUCCCGAGCCGGCGCCGGAGCCGGAGCCAGCCCUGGGCGUCCCAGCCUGCCCGCGCCGCCGCCUCCGCCGCCUCCCGCCUCCAGCAAGCCUACCCUCACUUUCCCUCCCCCUCCCGCGCUGCCCCCUCCAGCCGAGCGCCCGCUCAAGGGGGUGUCCCCCGGCGCUGCCCCGCCGCCCCCGCCGCCGCCUCCUCAGGCCGACAAACCCAAGUGUCCCGCAGCCACAGCACAGCCGCCCCCGCCGCCCCCUCCUCCUCCUCCUCCUCUGCCCCUGGUCCCUCCCUGCGGGUUCCCAGGCAGGACAGCCGACUUGUCUGCAGCUGCUGCAUCCUCUCCACCGGAGGGAAGGGACUGUCCGCCCCCCGCACCGCCCCCCCCACCGCCGCCUCCGCCACACUCGCACUCCCUGGCCCCAAACAGGCUCUCCUUUCCCCCCUCCCCAGCCUUCAGCGGCGCUCUCGGCAAUGCUGACGUGCCCCCUCCGCUGCCCCCCAAGUCUCCCCACCUGCUGUCACAGCUCCAUAAGCCAAGCAGUAUCCAGUCGCUGCCGCUCCCGCCCACCCCCAGCCUUCCUCAGCCCGCAGCGGCGGCCGAGACCAGAAAGAGGAGACCUGGGCGAGGCGCAGGAACCGGUGCUGGUAAGCUGGCCACACCUCCACAGCCACCAGCAAGAUCCCCAACAACUGAGCUUACAAGCAAGUCUGGAGUCUCAGCCUGGGCUGCACCUCAUGACCCUUACCCACCAGUGAAAAAUGGAAACAUGCACAUCAUUGACGACUUUGAAUCGAAAUUUACUUUCCAUUCUGUGGAAGACUUCCCCCCGCCUGAUGAAUUCAAGCCCUUUCAGAAAGUAUAUCCCAGCAAGAUAGCUAGAGAUCCCUCUAAAAAUCCUCCAUUAAGAACACAGGUGAGAUGAGGAGAGGCUUCUGAAGCUGGCUGGAUUGGUAUUACAAAGGACCAUCAAGCUAAUACAUGUACAUCAGAAGGGGUCUCCAUUACAGCAAUAGAGAUGAUAUUUGAAUUGCAAGUGCUGCCAUGUUGGCAAACCCCACAAAAAUGAUACCUUUGGAACUGGCCUACAUACUGCAGCAAUGUUAGUACAGGCUUUUCAAUUCUUGUGUCUAGGUGGAUAUAUUUUUGAAGCAAAGGUGUGUAACAUUUGAGUUUUGUAGUGUUGAACCAAUUCUCAUCAUGCUGGCAGAUGUUACCUCAGAAUACUGUUUGCACAACGUGCCUGUAAG